Molecule: messenger RNA, 2208 nt
Organism: Camelina sativa (false flax)
Lineage: Eukaryota; Viridiplantae; Streptophyta; Magnoliopsida; Brassicales; Brassicaceae
Source: RefSeq, a predicted model, not a curated record
AUGGGAACGAGAUCGCAAGUCAGUAAGGCAACGAAGGAGGAGGUUGUUGGUUCCAGAUCGGAAGAUCUCGCCGGAUGUUUCACCAAAAACGAAACCGGAGGGAUUGGCGUUUUCUCCAACCGCAGGGAAGGAUCUGGACUACGAGAAGCAAGGAGGGAUGAUCGACCUGAUGUGGUAAGACCUGAAUCUCAGUACUAUUAUGGAGGUAUUACUAGAUUGGGAAAAAUAGAUUUUCCUCGCUUCGAUGGUACUAGACUCAAGGAGUGGUUGUUUAAGGCUGAGAAAUUUUUUAGUGUGGAUUUCACUCCUAAUAACAUGAAGGUGAGGACUGCAUCGAUUCAUUUUGAUGGCCAUGCUGUGUCUUGGCAUCAUGAUUUCGUUCAGUCAGGGGUUGGUUUGGAAGUCUUAUAUGACUGGAAUGGUUAUGUGCGAUUGCUGAAGGAAAGGUUUGAGGAAGUAGGAGAUGAUCCUAUGGCGGAACUUAAGCAGUUGCAAGAAACUGAGGGAAUCGUAGAUUAUCAUCAGAAAUUUACUCUGAUCAAAAUCAGAUUGAAUCUUUCGGAGGAGUAUCUGGUGAGUAUUUAUUUGGCAGGGUUGAGGUUGGAUACACAAAUGCACGUGCGAAUGUUCCAGCCGGUGACGGUGAGGCAUUGUUUCUUGUUGGGAAGAUUGUAUGAGAAGGCACACCCCAGGAAAACCUCCAAUACAACUUGGUCUUCUAAGCAAGGUGGUGCAGCGAAAGGUGGAAGUGAAGUAGAAGCUCGAACUGAUCAGCAUGUAGUGAAGACUGCUUUUAAGGCACCAAGUAAUCUAACUAAAAAGUUAUCUCAACAAGAAAUGAGUGAGAGAAGAGCUAAAGGUCUUUGCUACUUCUGUGAUGAGAAGUAUACCCCGGAACAUUAUUUGGUUCAUAAGAAGACUCAAUUGUUUCGGAUGGAUGUGGAAGAAGAGUUCGAAGAUGCAGUGGAAGAGUUAGUAGAGGAGGAUGAGGCCAAUAUGCCAAGGAUUUCAGUCAAUGCUAUAUCAGGUAUUUCGGACUAUGAAACUAUGAGAGUUCGGGGUACUUAUGACAAGAAAAUCCUUUUUAUGUUGGUAGAUUCAGGCUCCACUCAUAAUUUUGUGGAUUCAAAAAUGGCAGCUAAGUUAGGUUGUAAGAUUGAGUCUGCAGGUCUUUCUCGUGUUGCUGUAGCAGAUGGAAGGAAGUUAAGGAUAGAGGGAAGGGUGAAGGACUUUAAAUGGAAAUUACACACUACUCAAUUUCAUUCAGACGUCCUGCUCAUACCUCUACAAGGAGUAGAUAUGGUGUUGGGAUUUCAGUGGUUGUCAACCUUAGGAGUCAUCAGCUGGGAUUUCUUGAAUUUGGAGAUGAGGUUCAAGUAUAACAAACAUCGAGUGAUGCUUAAUGGUAUUAAACAAGGAUCGGUUCGAGACAUAAAAGCACAGAAGUUACAGAAGUUGCAAGGAGAGCAAGCUCAAUUUGCUAUGUUGUGCGUGCAAGAGACAAAAGAAGGAGAGGAGUUUAAUUCUGGUACAUUUAACACGAUGGUAUGUGAUAGUAAGGAAGAGGCAAUUAUGGGGGACAUUGUCGAGAGAUUUCCUGAUGUAUUUGCAGAAGCGUCUGAACUGCCCCCGUUCAGAGAGAACCAUGAUCAUUGCAUUAAACUGUUGGAAGGCUCUAAUCCGGUAAAUCAAAGGCCAUAUCGUUAUGCACUUCAUCAAAAGAAUGAAAUUGACAAGAUCGUUGAAGAGAUGUUGACUGGUGGAACUAUACAAAUCAGCUCUAGCCCAUACGCAUCACUUGUUGUGUUAGUCAAGAAAAAGGAUGGGACUUGGCGUUUGUGUGUGGAUUAUCGAGAGUUGAAUGGUAUGAUUGUGAAGGAUAGAUUCCCAAUUCCUCUCAUUGAAGAUCUUAUGGAUGAGUUGGGUGGUUCUAAGGUGUACUCUAAGAUUGAUCUAAGGGCUGGUUAUCAUCAAGUCAGGAUGACACCUUCUGAUAUACAUAAAACUGCUUUUAAAACUCACAGUGGACAUUAUGAGUAUUUGGUAAUGCCCUUUGGCCUCACAAAUGCCCCUGCUACUUUCCAAAGCUUGAUGAAUGCGGUCUUCAAGGAAUUCCUGAGGAAGUUUGUUCUUGUAUUCUUUGAUGAUAUUCUGAUUUACAGUUCGUCUUUGGAAGAGCAUAAGCAACAUUUGCAGAGAGUUUUUUAA